GGGAAAGGUCAAGCCUUACAUGCUUCCCAUGCCGAAAAAGAGGAAAUUGGUGUGAAGAGAGGUCUAUGAGUUUGGUGAAGUGCGGUCCACUCUGUCGACGCAGUGCAGCUUCCACUACCGUCUUUUGCACAGGAAAGAGAGUCGGGUUCAGAUGCUCCUAUAAUUCACCCUUCUGAAGUGGACUUCACAUAAACUAUUGAAAACAUGGAGGCCACUUCUCCCAUCAAGCUUCUCUCAUUCGCGUUCCUAUUGGUCCUCUGUCUUCUCAGCACCGGCGGAAUCACUCCUCACAAGGUCGAUGCUCGUGACCCAGCGUGCAAUGGCUCGAUAGCUGAGUGCAGUGAGGAAGCGGAGUUCCAGAUGGACUCUGAAAUCAACCGGAGGCUACUCGAGCAGAAGAAGUACAUAUCUCCCGGUGCGCUCAAGAGAGACCAGCCAGUCUGCAAUGGGGGAGGGAGCGGCAAUGCCUACACCAACAGCGGAUGUCUACCUACUCCGUCAAAUCCCCAUACCCGAGGUUGCGCCAAGUACUACCAGUGCAGGUCUGGAUCGUGAUGGUCUGUGAGUUUCUUGCUAAGUAAAUGAUGGAAACACAAACGCUCUUGAUUAGUUUGGUAAUAUACUUCAUGAACUGCUUCGAAAUUAUCUCCUCAUACAAAGUUUAUUGGGUUGAUCUACAGUUUCUGAUUAGAUUCCGAUUAUGUUCUAAUUCUCUAGAGUACAACAACAUCCUCAGUUUGCAGCAUAGAAGUCUGUUUCUCUCAAAAAGAUUACUGUUUCAACCAGAAGUGCUUGACAUUGAAGAAGCAAUUUCUUGCAAAA
Molecule: messenger RNA, 822 nt
Organism: Eucalyptus grandis
Lineage: Eukaryota; Viridiplantae; Streptophyta; Magnoliopsida; Myrtales; Myrtaceae
Product: protein RALF-like 32
Exons: 1
Coding region: 205-555 (116 amino acids)
Source: RefSeq, a predicted model, not a curated record